Molecule: messenger RNA, 864 nt
Organism: Malania oleifera
Lineage: Eukaryota; Viridiplantae; Streptophyta; Magnoliopsida; Santalales; Ximeniaceae
Product: EPIDERMAL PATTERNING FACTOR-like protein 4
Exons: 2
Coding region: 233-586 (117 amino acids)
Biological process (GO): guard cell differentiation; stomatal complex development
Source: RefSeq, a predicted model, not a curated record
CCCCAAAAAGCAGAUCAAAAUUUUUGCUGAACAAACAGAUCCUCUCUCUCUCUCUCUCUCUCUCUCUCUCUCUCUCUCUCUCUCCCUCUCAGCGUCUCAUGUGUUACGCUCAUCAUCUUUGAUCUUUGGAGACCAUGUGUGUGUCUUUGACUUGGACUCGCUCCCCCUCCCUUCCUUUUAAGCCUGCCCCCCUCAGCUUUCUGCCUACUCUGCGCAGCCCGUGAGCUCGGCCAUGGGCGUCCUCCGCCGUCGCAGCCACCUCCGCAGUUGCCUCUCCACCGCCGCCGCAGCUGUCGUCGCCUUCGCCCUUCUCGUCGCCCUCAGUGUCUCCUGCCUCGGUGGGGGAGUGCUGGGAGUGGCGAGGGAGGAGAUAAGGAGGAGGGUCAGUGACUCGGAAGUUUUGGAUUUGACUCGGAGGAGACUCGCCGGGCCGGGAUCGUCGCCGCCUACUUGCCGAAGCAAGUGCGGGAAGUGCACGCCGUGCAAGCCCGUGCACGUGCCUAUUCAACCCGGGUUGAGCCUGCCACAGGAGUACUACCCGGAAGCCUGGCGUUGCAAGUGCGGCGACAAGCUCUUCAUGCCUUAAUGAACGAAUACAAAAGAAGAAACAUGAUUCCCAGAAGAACAACGAAUCGAAGAAGCAAAUUUUUAAUUACUUCUAGUCUUUUGAUGCCGACAUUGCUCUCUGUUUAUAGUGAUUUUUGUAAUUUGCAGUUGACGACAUUACAGAGAGGACUCCCCUGUUUUCUGUGUGUCCUGUUGUGGGUUUUGAGUUUGCAUUUAUGCAAGUGUAUUAAGAGACAGUAAAUGCUGUAAUUAUGACGAGCUUCGAUUUUCAAAAGAAAAUCCAAAAUGAUGUUGCAA